AGCAGCCUUGCAACACAGCUGAAAGAGGUUCAGCAAGAGAGAGACGGACUCAAGAGAGAGCUGGCUGAUCUAACAAAGGAGGRGAGAGAGCUCCAAAAAGACAGGCAGAGCAGCAAUAAGGAGCUGACCACACUAAGAGAGGAGCUGCAGGAGAGAAAGAGAACAGAGGACAGGCUGCAGGAGCAGCUAGAUCACCACCAUAUGACCUGCCCUCACACAGCAGAGGAGCCCAGCUCAACCAGCCAGACUCCCCCAUCCCUGCCUGCUGCACCCCUCCUCCCCAACCCAUAGAACAGCCUCCCACUGACAGUGGCACCGACACAGACCAGCCACACCCCAGCUCCAACACCCACCAGCCCCCAGUCCAGAAGAAACACUGGCUGACAUCGUCCUGUUAAUGGACUCAAAUGGGAAGUAUGUUCAGGAGAAUAAACUUUUCCCUAGACACAAAACGAGAAAGGUGUGGUGCCCAACAACGCAGAGUGCCAUGGAGCUGCUUGAUAAGGCCCAUCUCGGGUCGCCAAGCCACAUAAUCAUACAUACCGGAAGCAACAACCUGCGUGCUCAGCAGGAGAGGGUGGCGACUUCACUACGGGGAGUGAUUGAGAAGGCCUCCGCAAUCUUCCCCAACUCAAGAAUCGUAGUGUCAACCCUUCUACAGAGGAGGGACUUCCACCCUGCCACAAUCCAAAGAAUAAACGCCAGCCUAUCCCGGGACUGUGCCCUGCGACCCAAUGUACAACUGGCCCACCAUCCCACCCUCGAUCUGGACUGUCUCUAUGACCAUGUUCACCUGUACAGGGAGACAGUCCCCAUCCUUGCCAAGACUCUAAAGGACGUCGCUUUAAACCGCAGCCCGACCUCUCCACCCAGGAACAGCGGAGCAAUCUCCACCCCGCCGAGAUCACCGAGACAACACCCCGGACCAGCACCCUGGAACCCCCAGCCACGACCACAGCACCACCAACCUCAAUGCCCACCACAGCCAGCGCAACACAGACCACCCCAGCCCAGCUUCAGAGCCACCCAGACGAGGCCUCCCACCCCCCUGCCCCCCACCGCAGACCCACACUCGGAGGAGCCACAGCCCAGCAGGCAGAGCUACGCACAGGCUGUGAGAGGAGCAACUGGCCCAGCCCCCACCAACCAAAUGAGUGACAUUAAACAAAUGCUGAGUCUACUAUGCUCACAUGUGAUAGGCUGAGGGUCAUGGUAAGAUGAGCACAAGAACUCCACCAUUCUCACACUACAUCCACCCAAGUGGCAUGACACAACUUCUAUCUUAAAUGAUAAACAAAUCACAUUUGCAAAAUAAGAGUUUACUUUAAUUGAAAAAUCCUAUUUUAAUAGUUCUUGUUGGAUUG
Molecule: messenger RNA, 1364 nt
Organism: Salvelinus sp. IW2-2015
Lineage: Eukaryota; Metazoa; Chordata; Actinopteri; Salmoniformes; Salmonidae
Source: RefSeq, a predicted model, not a curated record